AUCAGUAUGGCUGCAAACCUAUUAGUGUAAAGAUGUUCAUUCUGUGUUACUUUUAAAUGUUAAAAGUAAAUUAUUGUUUUUCCCCCCAUUUGGAAAAUCCUACAUAGUUUUCACUGGAACAUACUAAAAGAAGUGUGUGUGCUUAGUAUAAGCUGAAUUGAAUGGUUUUGAGGAGGCUUUAUGGAAAAAAACUGCAAUAUAUAUUUAAUUACGCGCCUAUUGUAUUGUCUAAGAUAUUUUUGCGAUAUAGCGGCACGAACACGCUCUUCAUGUGCAAUGGUAUAAUUUUGCAAUCUAUUGAAAAGAUGGCAUAAAUAAUUUACAUUUUGGGCUAAAUAUUCCUACAAAAUUUUGCCCAUAAAUCAGCUAGUAGCAAAGACGAAGAAAAAGAAGAAAGAAAAAUUAAGAAAAACUAAAGCAAGAGCUUGAGCAGAAGAAAUAUUCUGUAACAAAGAUGAAUGUAAAGAUUUUCCGGCGUGGUUCAGCACGAUGUAUUGGAUUACUGUCGGCACUAGUUACGAUACUUCUUUGUCUCUACUACAUCUCAAUGGGCCAACCACUGUCCUCGAGAGAUCGUGGCGGAAGUGACAAAAGAACUGUCCAUACAAAUGAAAAAUUAAAUGCCCCAAACGGCACUUGGAACAAUUGGUUGGAUCUCAAUCGACAAGAAUCGCGAAAGAAGUUCAUUGGGAAUUUGAUACAGUCAAAAAAUAUCUCAAAUUCAAUAGACGAUGGUAGAUUUUCCAUUCUUAAGAUCAAUGAAGAUUGGACUAAGUGCACCAAACUUACUGAAAGAGAAACGGAUAUUACGACACUUGAGGAAUACUCAAAAUUUGAAUUCCAGCCGGAAUGGAUGAAGAGCAAAGAGUACUGGGACAAGACCUUUGAGGCACGUUACGAAGAAAUUCGCAAAAAUCCAGAGCGUCCCCCACUUAAAGUAAUUAUAGUACCACAUUCACACAAUGAUCCUGGAUGGCUUCGUACAUACAUCAACUAUUUCGAAAUGGACUCUCGACAGAUACUCAAUUUAAUUGUGGCCAAACUCCAAGAAUACAGUGACAUGACAUUCAUCUGGUCGGAAAUUUGUAUUUUGCAACUUUGGUGGGAUCAAGCACAUCCCCAGAAGCAAAGGGCACUCAAACAACUUGUGCAGUCGGGAAGACUUGAAAUAACCACCGGUGGCUGGGUAAUGACGGAUGAAGCCAAUGUCCAUAUUUAUGCUAUGGUUGACCAAUUGAUUGAGGGUCAUCAAUGGGUGAAGAAUCACCUAAAUGUCACCCCGAGUGUUGGUUGGUCAAUUGAUCCCUUUGGUCAUGGCAGCACUGUGCCCUUUCUGCUGUCCUCAAGUGACUUCGAUGGGACGAUCAUCCAGAGGAUUCACUAUGCCUGGAAGCAAUGGUUUGCCAAGCAUCAAUCGAGUGAUUUCCUGUGGAAGCCUCAAUGGCAGGAACGUGGAAAAGAUACUGAUCUCCUCACUCACAAUAUGCCCUUUGACAUCUACUCAAUCAAACAUUCCUGUGGUCCUCAUCCCUUCAUCUGUCUCAAUUUCGACUUCCGAAAGAUCCCCGGAGAGUACACAGAAUACUCAAUAAAGGCCCAGUUUAUAACGAAUGAAAAUAUCGCCGCCAAAGCUGAUCUCCUGAUCGAACAAUAUGCCAGAACUGCAUCCCUCUUUCCUCACAACGUUGCCCUAAUUCCAAUCGGAGAUGACUUCCGGUACAACAAAGAACGGGAAUUUGAGCAACAGUACAUCAACUACAAGAAACUCGUAGACUACAUCAAUGACCACAAGGAGAAGUACGAAAAUACUGAGAUAUCCUUCGGAACUCCUGCUGACUACUUCCGGGCUGUGAAGAAGCGUCAACAGAAAUUCCCAAGCCUCAAAGGUGACUUCUUCGUCUACUCAGACAUCUUCACGGAAGGACGACCAGCCUACUGGAGUGGAUACUACACCACGAGACCCUCGUACAAAAUCCUAAGUCGGGAUCUUGAGCACAAUCUCAGAUCUCUGGAAAUACUCUUCACGAUUGCCUUCAACCGAGCCCGCCAAAACAACAACUACGAUGCCCUGCGCAUCUUCGAGAAGAACUACGAGAAAAUCAUCCAUGCCAGGAGGAAUCUAGGACUAUUUCAGCAUCAUGACGCCAUCACAGGUACUUCCAAGGCCAAUGUGAUGAGAGACUACGGCACACGAAUCUUCACUAGCAUCCAGGACUCGACAAAACUCCAGCAAUCAACGAUUGAGAUGCUCCUGCAGAAGGAGGAUCAUCACACAGAACACGGAUUCAUUCUCAGUGAAUUGGAGAGAGACAGUUUCAAUAAGAUUCCCCGGAAGACACCCAUCAAUGUCACCCAGAAUAAAUCAGUAGAAUUUGUCGUGUACAAUUCUCUGCUUCAGGAACGUCUGGAGGUUGUUCUCCUCCGGACCCUGAACCCAAAUAUCAGAGUAUUGAACAGUGAGAAACAGGAGAUGGAAAUACAAAUUAAUCCAGUUUGGAAUAUAACGGAGCGAGCUGAUUCACUGACCAGUAUGUAUGCAAAUGGGAAUGUUGCCAACAGGAUAACUAUCUCUGAACACGAAUACGAAAUAAUGUUCGUAACAAAACUUCCGGCAUUAUCCCUUACAACGUUCACCGUGGAGCAUGUUGGAGAUUCUCGCAAUCGAAUGGCUACAAUCUACUGCAAUGAAUGUCACAACGACAAUCACAAAGACUUUGAUGUGAGGAAUAAGCUACCAGGAGACGUUCAACUGGAGAAUCAGAAGAUGCGUCUCCUGUUUGACGAACACAGUGGCUUCCUCAAGACUGUCACAAUGAAGAACAUGGGAAAACCCAUUCAGUGUGCCAUUAAUUUUGGUGCCUAUCGCAGUGCUCAAUUUCAUUCCGGAGCCUACCUCUUCAAGACCGAUCCUGACCAUGCUAAUGCUGAGAAGGACGUUCUCGAUCAAUACACAGACAUUAAGAUCCUUAUAACAUCGGGGCCUAUUGCCAGCGAUGUAACUGUGAUCUAUGGACCGUUCCUGGCUCACACCGUGAGGAUUUACAAUACAAAAACUGACCUGGAUCAGGCGGUUUACAUCGAGAAUGACGUGGACUUUGAGCCACCGCCGAAGAAUCGAGAGACUGAGUUAUUUAUGAGAUUGGUCACAGACAUCGAGAAUGGGGACAUUCCCGAAUUCUAUUCAGACUUAAAUGGUUUUCAGUUCCAGAAACGCGUAAAAGUCAGCCAAAUUGGCAUUGAGGGAAAUUACUUUCCCAUCACAACGGCAGCUUUUAUCCAAGAUGACAGACUUAGACUUACCUUGUUGACCAAUCAUGCCCAGGGAAGUGCUAGUCUCGAACCUGGGCAGUUGGAAGUGAUGCUGGAUCGACGAACCCUCUACGAUGACUACCGUGGAAUGGGAGAGGGAGUUGUGGACAGUAGGUUGACGCGUCAUCGAUUCUGGCUGCUGCUGGAGACAAAAUCCAGCAUUCAAGCCACAUCGAGUGAUCCUGAACCUGCGAAAGACAAGAAAGACCAUCAGGAGCAAGCGUACUCCGUCCUAAGUCUCUUCGGGAAUCACUUGAGCAAUGGCUUGAACUAUCCGGCCAAUAUCUACUUUGUGGAGCGAGAUGAUGACGUUCCGGUAAAAAUAAACCGAGCAGUCACACUCCUGCGACACUCUUUCCCAUGUGAUUUCCACCUUCUCACCCUGAGAACUCAAACGGAAGUGAAUCUUCCGCUUUUCCCAUCGAAAAAUGCCCUGUUGGUUAUCCAACGGCAAGGAUAUGAUUGCCAUCUGUCCAAAAUUGACAACAAUUGCACCAAAUUUCGCGGCCUGGAGAAGCAACUCUUCCAGGAAGUACUCAUCCAGAACAUCACCCAAUCCAGUCUCACUGGACUGCAUGAGAAGGUGAAGGUGGAAAAGAUAAGUGAUAUGUCUAUUGAACCAAUGGAAGUUAGGACUUUUGUUUUAAGAUUCUAAUUAGGACAAUUUUUAUUUUAUUUAAAAAUAGCAAUUUUUUUAGCAGAGAAUUUGGGGUUAUGUGUCAAUGUUUUAUUUUUAAUGGGGAAUCACGAUAGGAAAUUUUAUUUUUUUUUAAAUUAGGUUUUACUUGUUCACUGUUGUUUUGUUUUAAAAGCUCAAUUUCCUUACGUUUUUUUUUUGAGAUCUCAAACUAAUACCCCAUGACAUGAUUAUUUCAAAGUUUGAGGUUAUGUAGGGGUCUUAACCUUAAAAAAUUAGAAUGAUAAUGGUUUAUUGUUGGUCAAAUACACAAUUUCACAAUCCUGAAAUACAAUAACCUAAAAUCAUAAUUGAAAUUUGAGGUUAUGUCAUAAUAGUAACCUCAAAAAUAUUCAAGUAAAAGCUAUUCACUGGGAUUCAAGACUCGAUUUCAUAUUUAUCUGUUGAUUGAAAACGUAAUUUGUAUUUCAAAUUCAUUAAACUCUAGCCUGAAAGACCUAGCCGCAGAUUGAGGUUAUGUGAUGAUUCUACCCUGCGACUCUGGCGAUUGUCCGACUCUGGCACUUUCGAGGCAGAAGAUAUUAGGAAGGAGGGUGAUUGAUUUGGAUGACUUAAGCAUUGUUAAUGUAAAGAACAUCUUAUCAUUUACCAAGGAAAAUAAAUUGUAAUAAAAUGGAUCAGACGGAAGACGGAAUUAUGGAAAAUGGGGGGCACAAAAGGCUCUUUUAAGCUUAGUUGUCCAAUGCCAGUCGGAAAGCCCAACAAUCUACAAUUUACAAAUGCAUUAAACUCUAACCAGAAAGACCUAGUUACAGUUUGAGGUUAUGUGAUGAUCCUAACCUCAAAAAUAUUGAAACUAAAGUCACAGAUUGCUAGCCAAAAUAAGAUUUUACAAUUUUUCUGUUACUUUGAAACACUGCAUUGUUUUUCUUUCUUAAAUGCAUCAAAGUCUAACCUAAAAAACAUAACCAAAAAGACGCCAUUUAUAUCGAAACUUACCUAAUAUGUUUUCGAAUAAUUUAGGUUAAGCUUCGUUCUGCAAAUUAAACUUUUUCACGGUCUUGUUUUCUUUAUUUACCUUCGAAACAGAUUAUUUUGCAACGUUAGAUUAUGCAGAAGCUAACCUAAAAAAGUCUGAAUGCAUUUUAUGAGUUCAGCUCUCGGUUAGUAGGUUAUUUGCCUUGCCUUUUUUGUGGAUUUGAAUUUGCUUGACAAUCCUUUUACAAAAUUCACGAAUAACCUUUUGGAUGAAAUUUGCAUUUAGACAAAAUAGUUGGGAGUUUUUGAGGUUAGAAUUCGGGUUAUAUAACAAUUUUGACAAUGCAAAAAAUAUGCUAAAGUCAACAGAAAUACACAAAAUCAUACUUUUUUAUCUCUCAAGGGAUACAAACUGAGAUUUGAGUAAUUUCAAACGCCCUGAAAUUAAUUUUCUCUGACCAAGGGUGAGCAAGAACCGUUGGAAACCGAAUAAACGUCAAAAUAAGUUUGUUCAGGUGGCGCUUUAACCAUCGACGGACAAUUUUAAUAUAAUAUUUGUUCAGUUUAAAACGGUUCAUGUUCAAGUCUGCCCUAGACACACUUACGACUUAAGCCGAGAGACGGCUUAACGUUAUUGUGAUCAAAAUAAUGAUCAGAUGACAUUUCCAUCAGUUUCUGAUUAAUCCGUCUGUAAGGUUUGAGCCGAAAAACGGCUUAGUUAUUGGGAAACCGAUGGUAAUUUAGUCAAAUCAUUGUUUUGAUUAUAAUUACGUUAAGCCGUCUCUCGAUUUAAAUCGUAGGCAAACAGAUUAAUUUCGAAAAAAAUGAGGUUAUGCUAAAAUAAAUCUUAGAACUCUGAGGGAAUAUUUUGUGUAGAACAAUCUCAUCAACUACGGAGUUUUUUGAUAAAUGACUCUUUUGAGGUUAGGUGCAACAUAACAUCAAAAUCUGCAAUAACCUCUUCACUAAAUAAGAGAUUUGGUCUAAAUGGUUGGAAGAUCCGCAAUCUUUCUCUUAUUUUUUGAAUAGAAUACGCCAGAAAUGUUUUAAACAGCCAACGUCUGUUCUUAAGGUUAGAAUUUGAUCCAGUUUUUAAAGAGUUCUUGAAUAGUUUUAUCUUUUUUACUGUGAAUAAAUUAGUUAUCAAAAUUACUGUCGCCAUAUUAGAAGAUUCUACCACAUUUAAUAUAGACUUGAAUUUUUUUAGGUUACAUUAAACAUAACCUAUUUUGGGCAAAUAAUAAAGUGAACAACAAUUAUUCAGUAUGACUUAACCUCUUUAAAAAUUAUUGGCAGCCUUUCAGUAGUGAGACUUCAAAAUUUCUCCUGUGGAAGUAAAUUUUCUUAAAGUAAAACACGCUAAUUUGAGGUUAUGAUAAAAAGGAAUUUGUAAUUGAAAACAUAACCAAACAUUUAAUAUUUUAGGUUAUUUUUUAAUUUAUUAACAAAAUUCUAAAACUAGAAAGGAAAUCUUCCAGAAGGAGAAGUUUUUCUUUUUGCUAACUUCAAAUAAAUUUUUCUAGGUUAUGUUAUUUCUAGCAACAUAACCUUUUUGACUUAACCUUUAGUCAAUAUUCGAAAAUUUAUUCACAAAAUGAGGCUGAUGGUUUUUCUUUGUUUUGAUAAAUUUUUAAAGGUGAUUUUUGAGUGAUUUUGAAAGAAGUGGAAAAUGAUAACAUUUAUUUUAAAUUGUUCAGAUAUGUAAAAAAUUAUAUAUAAAAAAUAUAAACAAAUGAAUGUAUUUAGGAAGAAGGUGAAGUUAGGCACAUUACUGGGAUGUUGUAAUUAGAAAAUUUAAAAAAAAUAGUUCCGAAAUUCAGAUGAGAUUAAUUAAAAAAUAAAUAAAUUGACAAGAGAUAUCAAUAGAUCUUGCGAGCAAAAUACACUGAUCCUGAAGAUAUUCAACAAAUUCAAAGUAUUACACAUAGAUUUAAUUUUUUUUAAAGAAUGAAUGUGCAGGUAUAGUGUUUAUAAAACUAUUAAAUAUUAAAAAAAGAAAAUAGAGAACAAAAUGUAGAAAAUGUAGAGGGGAAAAAAACAAACAUGACAAAUGUAGUUAAAAUAUUUAAAGAGUAUUAUAAUUUUAUCACGUUUAGUAAUAGACUUUUAGAGAGAAAAGAAAUUAAGUAUAAGGUCACGUUUAACUGAGUUCUUUUGGCUUUAAUUAACCUAAAAUUUGAGUUGUAGAGUUAGUGAUUUUUUUGAAGAGCACGUCCAAUAUUUUUAUUAAAAGGUCAAACUAAGGUCAAAUUAUGCAGCUAGAAACAAAGGCUUGUUUAUUAAAUUUUACGUGGCAGCUAUUUAGUUUAUUAUUUAAAAAAAAAACAAAAAUAAAAAAAAAAUCCUUAUUUAGUCCUGCACUUUCGAUUUUGAACUUUCAUUCUGAGUGAAUUCCAAAUAUUUUUUUUUUAAUUAGAAUAUUUCCAAAAAAUACUAAAGAUUAUUGUCUAUUUGUAAAUAAUUUUUGCAUUUUUAAGAAAUAAAUACCUACUUUUAUUACCUGAA
This is a messenger RNA of Phlebotomus papatasi, 7429 nucleotides long. It is a transcript of the gene alpha-Man-IIb, whose product is annotated as alpha-mannosidase 2. The transcript is spliced from 7 exons. NCBI's taxonomy places the organism in Eukaryota, Metazoa, Arthropoda, Insecta, Diptera, Psychodidae. Gene Ontology annotation, cellular component: Golgi membrane. Gene Ontology annotation, molecular function: carbohydrate binding; alpha-mannosidase activity. Gene Ontology annotation, biological process: N-glycan processing; protein deglycosylation; mannose metabolic process. The record is from RefSeq and is a predicted model, not a curated record. The coding region runs from base 455 to 3964 and encodes 1169 amino acids.